AUCGCCUUCGCUUAAUAAUCUCCUCCUCCGUAUUAAACUCGGUUUUUUUAGAUAUUCCCAAGAAUCUCUCCUCUCCUUUCCAUUGUUGCUCCGCUCGGAUUCCGCUCUUCUUCUUCUUCUCCGUCUCCGAUUCGGUCUCCUCCUCCUCUGCUCCGACCAGGAUUCUGCAGCGGCAGCGGCAGCUGCUGCGGUUGGUUUUUCAGGCUCGGUGGCGGCAGGCAGCGGCAUGUGCGUGGAGGAACUCGAAGGCGCAGAGAGGCUCGAUUUUGGUGGGGUUGCGGAGCUCGAGACAACACCGGCAGACUUCGAGAUGGAGAAAGUUUGUGAGAACACAGUAUCUCUUGAUUUCAAGCAGGCUAGGUCGAGCAGUUUUGUCCCAGUUAUCCGAUCAGGGGACUGGUCGGAUAUUGGAGGUCGCGAUUACAUGGAAGAUGCUCAUGUCUGCAUCUCAGAUCUAGCUAAUAAUUUUGGUCAUAAUUCAGUGGAUGAUGAGAUUAUUUCCUUUUAUGGGGUCUUUGAUGGGCAUGGUGGAAAAGAUGCAGCUCAUUAUGUGCGUGAUAACUUGCCACGGGUUAUCGUGGAAGAUGCUGAUUUUCCUCUUGAGCUAGAGAAAGUUGUCAGGAGGUCAUUUGUGCAAACUGAUAGUCAAUUUGCAGAGAGGUGCUCUCAUCAGAAUGCACUUUCUUCUGGAACGACAGCGCUUACAGCAAUGAUUUUUGGAAGGUCUCUUCUGGUUGCUAAUGCUGGUGAUUGCCGAGCAGUUCUUUCAAGGCGUGGUACCGCAAUUGAAAUGUCCAAGGACCACAGGACUUGCUGCCUCAACGAAAGAAAGCGUAUAGAAUCACUUGGCGGCUAUGUUGAUGAUGGCUAUUUGAAUGGUCAAUUAGCAGUCACUAGAGCAUUGGGUGACUGGCAUCUCGAGGGUCUGAAAGAAGUGGGUGAGCCAGGUGGCCCCUUGAGCGCGGAACCAGAGCUCAAGAUGAUCACACUGACGAAGGAAGACGAGUUCUUGAUAAUAGGAAGCGACGGCAUCUGGGACUUCUUCUCGAACCAGAAUGCCGUGGAUUUCACCAGGAAGAGGCUCCAAGAGCACAAUGACUUGAGGUUGUGCUGCAAGCAGAUCGUCGAGGAGGCAAUAAGGCGAGGGGCCUCAGACAACCUAACGGCGGUGAUGGUCUCAUUCCACCAGGAGGCCCCUCCUCAGCUCAGAGUGAACAGGACGGGGAGGGUCGAGCGGAGCAUAUCGGCUGAAGGGCUUCACAGCCUCAGGGUGCUCCUGGAAGGCCAAUGAUAGCUCCACUGCUAUCAUCAGCCUUGAAGUUGUGCAGAAUUGAAGAGAAACCUUAUCUUGAUGUUGUGCAGAAUUGAAGAGCAACUGUAUUUAGUGAUUUUCGGCAUCUUGCUGUUUACCCCCAAUCCAUUGUCGACAUUCCAGUGUGUGUUAUUGUGUGAGAAUAAAACCAACGAACCUGAGAUCUCACCUUGCAUUGUGAGGCCCAGGCAUUGUAAAUAAGUUGGGAGAUAGUAGGUAAGGAGUGUGAGUAGUGUGCAUCCAGGGGGCUUUGAGGCUCAUUAUGCGAUGUAUUCCCCUGUCAUCUGUAAAAAAAUAAAUACCGGGAUUGUUAGUGUGAUUAAAAGUUCUAUCGUGUGAUGAAUA
Molecule: messenger RNA, 1657 nt
Organism: Oryza sativa Japonica Group (Japanese rice)
Lineage: Eukaryota; Viridiplantae; Streptophyta; Magnoliopsida; Poales; Poaceae
Source: RefSeq, a predicted model, not a curated record